Messenger RNA from Anisakis simplex (herring worm), 678 nucleotides. Lineage: Eukaryota; Metazoa; Nematoda; Chromadorea; Rhabditida; Anisakidae. The record is from the annotation of a GenBank genome assembly.
UUGCGAACGUCGUUGAUCGAUAAGGCAGCGCAUGCAAGUCGAGCGGAUCUUGAACUGUUGCAGGCUCAGUCAUCCUUACUGAUUACUCAUGCACAGAUCGAGCGAAUGAGACUACAACUCUGCGGAGUGACCAACAAGAACCCUUCAAGGCCGGUAUCGUACCAUGGCGAGGAUCUACUCGAACGAAUGAUAAAACCGAAGUUGAACUUCUUGUUGCCAUUCAAGUUGCAUGGUCAACGCGUGGACAAGCAUCGACGUUCCGAAACACAGAAUAUGGAAGCAGAAGUUGAGAAAAAUGAACAGAACAUCGAAACGGAAUUCUUGAGACUUUUUGAUUAUGCGAGAUGUUUGUCAAGGAUCUGUGAAGUGAAUGACGAUGCAGGCGAGUAUCAGCAAAUAAAUGCCCCAUCAAACUAUCGUGUUUCUCAACUGAAGAACAAAGAAUCUCAUAAUGUUGCAGGAGCUGGUGAGCGAGGUCAUGUAUUAAGGAAUGGCAUCUAUAGGACACCAAUCCUGACUAGGGAUCGAAGUAACGUUUAUAAUAAUCGUCCGAUAAGUCUCGUUGAGAACCCAGAGAGGCGACUGAAUGGAACGGGAAACAUGCGAAGAUUUGACGAAGAGGCCACAAGAAAGAACGAGAAACGUGGUGAACCGGCAUCAAAUCCGAAGUCUGUUUAG